This is a messenger RNA of Purpureocillium lilacinum, 1326 nucleotides long. RefSeq names its product nuclear protein. Gene Ontology annotation, biological process: DNA repair. NCBI's taxonomy places the organism in Eukaryota, Fungi, Ascomycota, Sordariomycetes, Hypocreales, Ophiocordycipitaceae. Gene Ontology annotation, cellular component: nucleus; Smc5-Smc6 complex. The record is from RefSeq and is a predicted model, not a curated record.
AUGCCGACCCGCGUUCAGUCCUCUCCCGAAGAGGACGACGAUUCCGUCACGUCUCCCUCGCCGUCUCCUACUCAUCAAGGUCUGGCCGUCAGGCAGCGAUCCGAGGGACGGACCGUCUCCGGAAGCAAGCGAAAGCGCGGCAACACCGCCAACGGAGAGGCAAACCACCGACAGAGAACGGCACCGCCCGACGCGAGCGAUGGCGAGGACUCCGACGACGUCUACGAUCCCGACCAGCCCGUCGAGGAGCGGCGCAGGGUGCAAAAGGAGUACAGGGACAUGCUGCGACAGAUCACGGAGCAUGGCGAAGAAUUCCUAAGCAAAGACUCGAGAGGGUUGCACGACACAAUCCUCCAGGCCGACGCGCUGUCCAAGAAGCUGAAACAGACGACCGAGGCAACCAUCGACUCCCGGCUGCUCGUCACCACCACAGAUCUUUCGUACCGCAAGACGCUGCGCCUGACGCAGGGCAGCCUCUCGCAGGGGCUCGACGUCGACGAGUUUGUUUCCAAGUGCAUUACCUACAUGCGUCGUGGGGGCGGCAUAUCCGACGACAAUGCGCCCGAGCUGUCGAGCACGCAGCGGCACCGCCGGCGACGCGGAGGCUCUGACGAUGACGACGAGGACAUUGGCGACGAAGGCGACAUGAUGAACUGGCCUCAUCUCGGCCGCUUCGCCUGCUUGCCGCAUAUUCGCCGGCCUGCGUUGCCGGGUUUCCUGCUCGGGCCCUUAUCCGUGGAGAAGAAAGCGCGCAAGAUUACCAAGAGGACUGCCCCAUUUCGGGCAAACGACCUGACGGAGACGCGGCCCGAGGUGCUCAACGUGGAUGAUCUCUCAAAGAAGGAGAACGACCUGACGGCCAUCUGCGGAAAGAUUCUGCAGCAACUGCACAAGAUCCAGGCCGAGGCGCAGGAGACGGUCAUGGAACUAUUAGACGAUGACAUGGAAGACGAGGAAAAGACAAGGAUCAUGCACGAGCAUGGCCUGCGAAGCACGGGCGGCAUCGACCUCAUGCGAUUCGUCGUCAACCCAAAGUCCUUUGCGCAGACCGUGGAGAACAUGUUUUACGUCAGCUUCCUCAUCCGCGACGGGAGAGUCGAGAUUGCCUUUGAUGAAUCUGAUCUACCGGCUCUUGCGCCCGUUGAUAGGGAAGCGGAUGAGGAAGGGACCGUGCGUCACAGCGCCGCCAAGCAGCAGGCGGUGCUGUCGAUGGACAUGAAGACGUGGCGCGAAAUCAUAGAAGUGUUCGACCUGAAGGAACCCAUGAUUGAGCACCGGAGAGAAGCAACCCAUGGUGGCCCUGGCGCACGGGGCUGGUACAGCUGA